This is a messenger RNA of Maniola jurtina (meadow brown), 1886 nucleotides long. Its product is annotated as fatty-acid amide hydrolase 2-A-like. The record is from RefSeq and is a predicted model, not a curated record. NCBI's taxonomy places the organism in Eukaryota, Metazoa, Arthropoda, Insecta, Lepidoptera, Nymphalidae. The coding region runs from base 120 to 1829 and encodes 569 amino acids. The transcript is spliced from 13 exons.
AAUACAUCGCAAGUAGGUAGUCAUAGCCGCAACACCGGCGUUUUAACUUGUGUGGUCUCGUGUUUGUUAUAAUUUAAUUUGCCUAUCAAAAAUAAUAUAAUUUUACUGCUUUUUAUCAAAUGUACAAUCUUGGAGAGUUAUUAUUGUUAAUUUUUGUUCUGCAAUCACGCUGCAGCCUGCAACAGAGCAACGGAUCGACGGACGACGUAGUUUUUGCGUGGUUACCUAGAUCAAGACUGAAUAGUGACAUAGAUUUAAUUUCUACGGCGGAAAUGUCUGUAUUAACACCUAUAUACAUAUUCAUUCGCCUCUACCUGGACAAAAUGAUAGAUUUCUUCUUCUCCCUCUACUGGGAAGGAAAGAAAAAGGUUAUACCAGACCUUGAGAAGAAACAUGCCUUCCUCGCAGAGAGUGCCACCAGUUUGGCAAAGAAGAUUAAACAAAAGGAGCUGAAGUCAGAAGAGCUGGUGCAAGCACUUAUUGAAAGGAUUAAACAGGUUAACCCUCACCUGAAUGCAAUAGCAGCGGACCGAUUCGAAGCAGCAUUAGAGGAAGCAAGAGAAGUGGAUAGACUGAUUAGUGAGGGACUUACUGAGGAAUUGUCCAAAAAACCGUUCUUGGGAGUCCCAUAUACUGCAAAAGAGAGUCAAGCUGUAAAGGGCAUGCCACUCACUUUGGGUCUAUGGUGUCGUCGCAAUGAAACGGCUACAGAGGACAGUGAGGCUGUCGUGAGGAUGAGAGCUGCUGGGGCCAUUAUCGUGGCCUCCACCAAUCUGCCAGAGAUGCUCAUUUGGCAAGAAACCCGUAAUCCAGUCUACGGCAUGACAACUAACCCACACCACACAGGCAGGUCGCCGGGUGGUUCAAGCGGUGCGGAAGCUGCUCUAUCUUCCACUUACGCUACACCCAUCAGCUUGUGUUCCGAUAUCGGAGGCUCGACCCGCAUGCCAGCGUUUUAUUGCGGAAUGUUUGGACAUCAUCCUACAGCUGGAACUACAAAUACCAAAGUUUUUGCAGGUUGUUUCUACCGCAACGGCGAUGAAGACAGUAUGUUUUGCCUGGGCUUCAUAUCCAAGCACGUUGAAGAUUUAGCUCCCUUGACCAAAAUCGUGGCAGGUGAUAAGGCUGAUCUUCUGAAAUUAGAUAGAGAUGUAGAUAUUAAGAAAAUCAAAUUUUACUAUGUGGAGACCAGCAAAGAUGGCCAUGUGAGCCCGCUUAGGCCUGAAAUGACAGAUGCUAUGCAAAGUGUGGUUAAAAAAAUACAACAAGAUUUGAAUGCAAGCCCUCAAAGCUACUACCACGAUGGACUGGACUAUAUGUACAAAUUGUGGUGUUAUUGGAUGAGCAAGGAGCCCGGAAAUUACGCCAGCAUGCUCAAUAAUGGCGUGGGGGAGAUGCAUGGAUUUAGAGAGCUGUUUAAAAAGAUGUUCGGACUGAGUAAACACUGCUUAUUCACCAUCAUGCAAGUACUGGAGAAGCAACUGUUACCGAAGCCUGAUGAGGAAUGGGCUGAGAACCUCACGAAAAGCUUCAAGGAAGACUUAUUUGGUAAACUAGGCGAUAACGGAGUUCUCUUGUUCCCGAGCGCCCCCCACGCGUCUCCAUACAACUAUUCUUGCUACCUGCGCCCCUACAACUUCUCCUACUGGUCGCUGGUCAAUGUACUCAAAUGUCCAGCCACGCAGGUACCCCUCGGCAAGAACAGCCAGGGCCUCCCAAUAGGCAUCCAAGUGGUUGCUGCUCCAUACAACGAUGCACUCUGCUUGGCCGUGGCUAAAUAUCUCGAAAAGGAGUUCGGAGGCGCCAUCGCGGCGUGCAAAGUCAAAUAAUAAAAUUAAUUUGGGUUUAUAAAGUUUUAUUUCAAUAAAUGUUUAAGUACUGUUCUA